This is a messenger RNA of Suillus paluster, 1488 nucleotides long. Its product is annotated as cytochrome P450. The transcript has 13 exons. NCBI's taxonomy places the organism in Eukaryota, Fungi, Basidiomycota, Agaricomycetes, Boletales, Suillaceae. Gene Ontology annotation, molecular function: heme binding; oxidoreductase activity, acting on paired donors, with incorporation or reduction of molecular oxygen; monooxygenase activity. The record is from RefSeq and is a predicted model, not a curated record. The coding region runs from base 1 to 1488 and encodes 495 amino acids.
AUGCAGCUCGUCCUCCGUGCUGUAGCUUGUCUUGGGAUAAUAGGAAUAAUUGCUCGGGUUUACCUUCCUACAUCAAAGAGUGGCCUUCCUCUCCCACCAUCCCCUCCCACUUGGAGACUUCGUGGACACUUACUGCCGCCUCGCAGCUCAUUUCUCACUGUAGCGGGAUGGAUCGAUGAAUACGGUCCUCUAAUCACCAUUCGGUCAGGACUUGAGAAGAUCGUUAUUAUCGGCCGUUAUGAAGCCGUGGUAGAUAUCAUGGAGAAUCAGGGCAAAUCACUAGUUGAUCGUCCUCGCAGGAUUGCUGCUGGAGAAAUGUUGAGCGGCGGAAUUAGCAUCGCCUUUGCACCCUUUGGGGAAAGGUUUCUUCGCAUGCGUAGAGUACUUCAUACGCAUCUCCAACGUAAAGCAGCUGAGGCUUAUCAGCCCCUGCAGAUGUCACUCGCGAAGAACACUGUCCUUGACAUCCUUCAUGAUCCAUACAACUUCCAGAACCAUGUGACAACUUAUGCUAUGACGACAAUCACUAAAGUUGUGUAUGGGAAGACUACGCCCACGUAUUCGACUGAUCCUGAAGUCGUUGAGAUUAACGAACUCCUCAGGGUGUCUAGAACAAUCGUCCGUCCUGGUGCUUACCUGGUGGACACGAUCCCUUGGCUCAAAUACCUUCCUUGGUAUGGCCGAGAAUUAAAGCCGUGGUUUGAGAGGACCACGAAAUUCAACAUGGGUCAUCUGAACGGCGUGAAAGAGCAAAUGCAGAGCAAUGUGAACAUCGGCCCUUCGUUCACGAAAUAUAUGCUAGAAAGUGGCAAUCUCUCAGAGGCUGAAAUGGCCUCGCUUGCUGGUGCCUUGUUUGCAGCUGGAUCAAGUUCGACUUCUUUAUCGAUAUGCACGGUGCUCAUGGCAGCCUCUUGUUUCCCGGAGGAGCAAACUAUAGUUCAGGCCGAGCUUGAUGCGGUCAUUGGAAGGCACCGAGCGCCGACCUUUUCCGACCAAGAAUCCCUUCCUCGCCUGUGCGCCUUCAUUUCUGAGGCUCUGAGAUGGAGACCCACUGUUCCUGAUGGAUUGGCUCACCGAACAACCCAAGACGUGAUUUGGGGAAACUAUUGUAUUCCAGCGGGGACUACAGUAUUCGGCAACCAAUGGUCCAUUUCUCGAGAUCCAGAAGUCUACCCUGAGCCUUGCGUAUUCAAGCCUCACCGCUGGAUUGAUGACCAAGGUCGCCUGAGAGACGAUCUAAAAUUAUUUGUCUAUGGGUUUGGCCGGCGUGCAUGUCCCGGUCAACAUGUUGCAAACAGAUCGGUAUUCAUCAACUCGCUUCUUAUUCUUUGGGCCUUCCGGCUUGCUCUCGAUCCCACGAAGCCGUUGGAUGACAUGGGGUUCAUGAACGUGGGGAUGUCAAAACGGCCGUGCGCAAUUGAGUUUGAGACGAGGAUUCCGGAAUCAGAACUCAGGCGCAUGUUGCAGAAUUAUCCUGAGGUUGUAUGA